Messenger RNA from Oryzias latipes (Japanese medaka), 4609 nucleotides. Its product is annotated as vinculin. Gene Ontology annotation, biological process: cell adhesion. The record is from RefSeq and is a predicted model, not a curated record. Gene Ontology annotation, molecular function: actin filament binding; structural molecule activity. Gene Ontology annotation, cellular component: actin cytoskeleton. Lineage: Eukaryota; Metazoa; Chordata; Actinopteri; Beloniformes; Adrianichthyidae.
CUGUCCGAGUUUCCACCACCAGUUCAUGGCUCCUCGGUGUAGUUGAAGUCUGCACGCUGUCCCGGGAAGAAGAAAGGCUUAUUUAAGUUGCUUUGAGGUUUUAUCCGUGUUGGAGUCGUAGAGAAACUGCCCUUGGUGGUGUGGUAUUUUCUUUGGACAGCGUUAAAAAAGCAGCCAAAAUGCCCGUUUUUCACACGAAGACUAUAGAAAGUAUCCUGGAGCCGGUGGCUCAGCAAAUAUCCCAUCUGGUGAUAAUGCACGAGGAAGGUGAAGUUGACGGAAAGGCGAUACCAGAUCUAUCGGCGCCGGUGGCUACGGUGCAGGCGGCCGUUAGCAACCUCGUCCGGGUUGGGAAGGAGACCGUUCAAACUACAGAAGACCAGAUUAUGAAAAGGGAUAUGCAACCUGCUUUUAUCAAAGUGGAGAAUGCAUGCGCAAAGCUGGUGCAGGCUGCUUCCAUGCUCAAAUCGGACCCAUACGCCGUUCCUGCUCGGGAUUUUCUGAUCGAUGGUUCCCGGGGCAUCCUGUCUGGAACAUCUGAUCUGCUUCUGACCUUUGAUGAAGCUGAGGUCCGUAAAAUCAUCCGGGUGUGCAAAGGGAUCCUGGAGUAUCUGACUGUGGCAGAGGUGGUAGAAUCAAUGGAGGACUUGAUCACGUACACAAAGAACCUCGGUCCAGGUAUGACAAAGAUGGCGAAGAUGAUAGAUGAGCGGCAGCAGGAGCUCACGCAUCAGGAGCAUCGGGUGAUGCUGGUCAACUCCAUGAACACAGUCAAGGAGCUGCUGCCCAUCCUCAUCUCAGGUAUCAAAAUCUUUGUAACAACCAAGACGUCAGGUGGACAAGGUGUGGAAGAGGCUUUGAAGAACCGCAACUUCACCUUUGAGAAGAUGAGCGCUGAGAUCAAUGAGAUCAUUCGGGUGCUGCAGCUUACGUCCUGGGACGAGGACGCCUGGGCCAACAAGAAGGACACAGAAUCCAUGAAGAGGGCUCUGGGGCUUAUUGACUCAAAGAUGGCACAUGCCAAAAACUGGCUAAGGGACCCAAAUGCUCCACCAGGAGAUGCAGGGGAACAGGCCAUCCGUCAGAUUCUGGACGAAGCGGGAAAAGUCGGGGAAUUGUGUACGGGAAAGGAGCGCAGGGAUAUUGUGGGCACUGCAAAAACCCUGGGCCAGAUUACAGAUCAGGUGUCUGAAAUGAGAGCCAGAGGUCAAGGAGCAUCCCCAGUGGCCGUGCAGAAGGCCCAGCAGGUUUCCCACGGGCUCGACGUGCUGACAAACAAGGUUGAGAAUGCGGCUCGCAAACUGGAGGCCAUGACGAACUCUAAGCAGGCCAUCGCUAAGAAGAUUGAUGCUGCACAAAGCUGGCUUGCAGAUCCCAAAGGUGGCCCUGAGGGAGAAGAGAACAUCAAGGCUUUGCUCACAGAAGCUAAGAAGAUUGCUGACAUGUGUGAUGACCCCAAGGAAAGAGAAGAUGCGUUGCGCUCUAUUAAAGAGCUCGCUACUCUGACCGCCAGACUGUCUGACCUCAGAAAAAUGGGUAAAGGUGACACACCUGAGGCCAGAGCUUUGGCCAAACAGAUCGCUACAGCUCUGCAGAAUCUGCAGUCCAAAACCAACAAAAUCGUGACAAACAGCCGGCCUGCAAAGGCAGCUGUGCACUUGGAGGGAAAGAUCGAGCAAGCACAGCGCUGGAUCGACAAUCCCACCGUGGAUGACAAUGGCGUGGGCCAGACAGCUAUCCGUGGCCUUGCAGCAGAGGGCCGCAGGCUGGCCAACGCUCUUCCUGGCCCAUACCGCCAGGAGCUAAUGGGUAAGUGCGAGCGGGUGGAGCAGCUCAUGGCCCAGCUGGCCGACCUGGCAGCCCGAGGGGAAGGGGACUCCCCUCAGGCACGUGCUGUGGCUCAACAACUCCAAGAGGCUUUAAAAGACCUCAAAGGACAGAUGCAGGAGGCAAUGACUCAGGAGGUGUCCGACAUUUUCAGUGACACAACCACCCCCAUUAAGUUGUUGGCAGUAGCUGCUACUGCCCCUCUGGAUGCUCCUAACAGAAAUGAGGUCUUUGACGAAAGAGCUGCCAACUUUGAGAACCAUGCCAAUAAGCUGGGAGCCACGGCGGAGAAGGCGGCUGCUGUUGGCACGGCUAACAAAAGCACAGUGGAGGGAAUACAGGCUGCCGUCAAGUCAACCAGAGACUUGACACCACAAGUUGUAUCUGCUGCUCGGAUUUUGCUGAGAAACCCCGGCAACCAAGCUGCUUAUGAACAUUUUGAGACCAUGAAGAAUCAGUGGAUCGACAAUGUCGAGAAAAUGACAGGUCUGGUGGAUGAAGCCAUCGACACAAAGUCUCUGCUGGACGCCUCAGAGGAAGCCAUAAAGAACGACUUGGAUAAGUGCCGCGUGGCCAUGACCAACCACCAGCCUCAGAUGUUAGUGGCUGGUGCGACCAGCAUCGCCCGCAGAGCCAACCGCAUCCUGCUGGUGGCCAAACGAGAGGUGGAGAACUCUGAGGAUCCAAAAUUCAGGGAGGUGGUGAAGGCUGCAUCCGAUGAACUGAGCCAGACAAUUUCUCCUAUGGUGAUGAGUGCCAAGGCAGUGGCUGCAAAAAUCCAAGAUCCGAGUCUUCAGAAAGGCUUUCUGGACUCUGGUUUUAAGAUCCUCGGUGCUGUGGCAAAGGUCAGGGAGGCCUUCCAGCCCCCAGAGCCAGACUUCCCACCCCCUCCUCCUGAGCUGGAUCAGCUUAAUCUCAACGAUGAAGCAGCGCCUCCCAAGCCUCCUCUUCCAGAGGGUGAAGUCCCACCCCCCCGACCUCCUCCCCCAGAGGAAAAGGACGAGGAGUUCCCCGAACAGAAAGCUGGUGACGUGGUGAACGAGCCGAUGAUGGUGGCCGCCAAGCAGCUUCACGAUGAAGCUCGCAAGUGGUCAAGCAAAGGAAAUGACAUCAUUGGUGCUGCCAAGCGAAUGGCCCUGCUCAUGGCAGAGAUGUCCCGCCUGGUGCGUGGAGGUAGCGGAAACAAGCGUGCUCUCAUCCAGUGCGCCAAGGACAUCGCCAAGGCUUCCGAUGAGGUCACCAAGAUGGCCAAGGAGGUCGCUAAGCAGUGCACUGACAAACGGAUCCGGACCAACCUGCUCCAGGUGUGUGAGCGCAUUCCCACCAUCAGCACCCAACUCAAAAUCCUGUCUACUGUCAAAGCCACCAUGUUGGGUCGUACCAACAUCAGCGAGGAGGAGUCGGAACAGGCGACUGAGAUGUUGGUCCACAAUGCUCAGAACCUCAUGCAAUCUGUGAAGGAGACGGUAAGGGAGGCAGAAGCCGCUUCCAUUAAGAUCCGGACAGACGCGGGCUUCACCCUCCACUGGGUGAGGAAGACCCCCUGGUACCAGUAAGAGAAGGGCCUUUGGACUCCUCCUUCAUUGUGUCCAGCGGUCCACAGAAGGCUUUUGACAGACAUGUGCUACGCCACAGCUGUGGGUGAAGCCGUUUUCCUUAAUCUGGAACGGUUGCUGUUCUGAUAGAAUGUAAAUGAUGGGAUUUGGUAGACAACUACAUGUUAAGCUUAUUUGGAUGAAUCCCAGGGAUAUAAAUAUUUUGGUCAGAGAUUAGAUUUCAUUUAAUGUAAGGGUAAUAUUUCAGGGUCUUUUCUAGAUCCAGGUCACAUUAAGUUAAAUUUAAUUAACCAUAUUUUCUUGACCAUUUUUUUUGUCUUUGUACUGGUGAUUUUCUGAUUUACUCACUUAUGCAAACAAACCUGAAACGUUAAGUACAAAGAGAAGCUAUAAGUACAGAAUACUGAAUACAUCUACUGUAGUAUUGUCAAUACAAGGGAAAUAGAAGCACUGUUUUUCAGUUUCACUUAAUCCAGUUGUAGCGGCCUUUUUCUUCCUUCUGCCAAAGAUUUUUUAGCAAUAUAUUUUGAAUUUAUACUUUUCUUAAUCGAACAUAACUUAGGGGCUAUUGAAAACAAUGAAAAAAUGGAUUGAUAAAAGUAUUUGUUGUACAUGAACUAUAGUAGCAGGUCUGUUUCACACUGUGUACUACUUCCACGUCUGUUGCUAAUUCAGCUAAAACGAUAUCACCUACUUUUUUUUAAAGCAUUUAUAUUUAUAUAAGGCACGGUCCGUUUUUGUUACGUAAAUUGCACAAUUCUCAGUAGUCAAUAGAGAGCGGAAUAAGAUAAUGCAAAGCAAUGAACUUUUGAUUUUCUUUCUUUUGUUUGGACAUGUCUUGAUACACUAAACAGAAACGUCCAUGUUUUGUGACGACUGUAAUAGAUACUCUAAAACGUGAAGACCUUUUGUUGUAAAAGUGUCCUUAGAAUCUUCUAACAACUGAUGUGCCUUUUAAAAUAAACUGUUUUUGCAAUUCAUACGGUUUGCCCUUUAAGUUGUUUUUGUAUUUGUGUUGCAAUGAAUUUUUUUACGAUACAUUUUUGCAUAGGAUACUUAUUGAAAGUUCAAUCCAAAUCAGGACUUUUAUGGUGAGGUUAGGAGGAAUGCAAACCUUUUUUUUUUCUUAAAAUGGUAUAACCUUGGUGGGUUAAAGUGAGUUUAAACAUCAGUUUGUUAAAAGAUUAUUCACUAUUUUGUAUUAAAGCAUUUUACAGCACUUAAAA